Messenger RNA from Ectocarpus siliculosus, 2318 nucleotides. Lineage: Eukaryota; Phaeophyceae; Ectocarpales; Ectocarpaceae. The record is from the annotation of a GenBank genome assembly.
AUGGCUACCUUGGCGGACAGCUUUUUGGAUGACUUGGACGAGCUUGGGGAGAGCUCGGACGAGGAGACCCAGGAGGACGGGGGGGGGGGAGGGGGUGCCUCAGCGGCGGGCGGGGCGUCCGGGGAAGGCGACCGCGACGAUGACAUGGAGACAGACGAAGUCCCCACGGGAAGACGAAGAGACAAGGGUCUAGAUGGAGCGGCUGGAAACGAAACGGCUGGGGGCGGCCAGGGCGGGGGCUCGGGGGCAACGGCGGAAGGCGGAGAAGGAGGAGAAGGGCUGGAGUCCACGCUAGGCCGGAUAGGCGACCGCACGGUGGACUCCGUGGCCAAGCUUCGGAAGAGCGACCGCUUCAAGAGCCAGAUGGCGGAGAUUGACGAAUGCCUGAAGCGAGAGCCGGCCCCGAGAGUGGGAGCGUUGGAGGACGAUCCCGAGUACAAGCUGGUUGUCGCCAGCAAUGAGCUCAUCCAGGACAUCGACCCGGAAAUGGUGGAGGUGCACCGCUUCGUGGUCGACAGGUACUCGCAGAAGUUCCCCGAGCUGGACAGUCUCAUCCCGCAGCCGGCGGACUACGUCCGGACGGUGCAGGUCAUGCGGAACGAGAUGGACAUGACGCAAGUGGAACUGGAUUCCGCCUUGCCGCAGACGACCGUGAUGGUUGUGAGCGUGACGGGCUCCACCACCAGCGGCCAGCCUCUGUCGGAGGAGGACCUGCACGAGUGCAUCAAGGGUUGCGAGGAGUACGAGGCCUUAGCAGCGGCGAAGGCAUCGAUCCUUGACUUCGUCGAGACGAGGAUGACCAGCAUGGCGCCCAACGUGUGCGCUCUGAUCGGUAGCCGGAUCACCGCCCAGCUGCUGGGGCUGACGGGGGGCCUGACGGCCAUGUCCAAGACCCCAUCCUGCAACCUACAGGUGAUGGGCCAGGAGAAGAAGACGCUGAGCGGGUUCUCCUCCAAGGCCACAGUGUCCCAUGCCGGACUGCUCUACCAGAGCGACGUUGUACAGCUCGCUCCCCCUUACCUCAGGACCAAGGCCCUGCGGGUCACCGCCGCUAAGGUGAGCCUGGCGUCGAGGUUCGACAGCUAUGGCAACGACCCGUCGGGGCACGUGGGUCGGCAGUGGAGGGCCGAGGUGGAGGACAAGAUCGAGAAGUGGCAGGAGAUGCAGACCGCCAAGACGAAGAAGGCGCUGCCGAAACCCGACGACAUGCCGGCCAGAAAACGCGGCGGCAGGAGGGUGCGAUCGUUCAAGCAGAAGUUCGCCAUGACCGACGUCCGGAAGGAGGCCAACCGGAUGGGCUUCGCCUCGAUGGCGGACGAGUACAGCGACACCGCCAUGGGGAAGGACUACGGUAUGCUAGGCAAGUCCGGUAGCGGGCGAGUCCGAGCCCCGAUGAAGAAGGAGAUGAAGCAAAACGUCAGCAAGAAGCUCAAGGUGGCCAACCUCAGCUCCGGCCAGACUAACGGGCUCAACUCGAGUCUCGUCUUCACCCCCAUCCAGGGGCUGGAGUUGGUGAACCCGAACGCGGACAAAGAGAAGAAGGUCAUGGCGGCCAACAAGAAGUGGUUCGACUCCAGCAGCGGCUUCAUGUCGGCAAAGCCAAAAUAGUAAAAAAAAUUAUCACGAUCGACGUACAGUAUGCGUGUGUGAUGGAGUCAACAUCUCAGCGCAGCCUGGGCCUGAGCGCACAGCCUGCAGUUCGUAUCCUACGCUGCUGAGUAAGUGGUUGUCAGGUCUCCGUACCGUCGGUUGUUGCGCCCAACUUGCAUGGCGACGAUGUUAGACGAUUGGCAUGGGUUGUGGUGCCCAACUCGAUGCUAAGAAAUGGAGUGGGGGUGGAAUUGCUUGGCAGUCGUACUGUUUCACCUCAGAUAUGACAUCAGCCCGUUUGGGGCGUUGGCGACAGCUUCUCAUUUUCGGAGAUUGACAUUGUUGGCGGUGGUGGUGGGUUAGAGUUGGUUGAGACUUAGCGGGCGUAGACUCGCCUGCACGGGCACACACACACAUACAAAUACUCGUCUUCUCCUGCAAAAUACGUAUUUUGGAGGUACAGUAGACGCGUUGAUGGACAUGCAGUGGCCCAGCCCCACCAGCGACUAACCCUACUGAAUGUUGACGUACGUUUGUGAGUGGGGUGAUGCAUCGGAGGAGGCGAAGAGGUAGCCAAAACCAUGUGCAAGGCAAGUGGUGAAGAGGCUGCGCAGAACAUGCUCGGCGGCGUGCUCUGUGCGGUAUGUUUGGGCGCAGAAGCGAAUCUUGUUGGUCUCGGAACGGGUAAGAAAACCAAGAAAAAGCGCCCAUGGGCGCAUUUUGCGUUG